Molecule: messenger RNA, 2125 nt
Organism: Linum tenue
Lineage: Eukaryota; Viridiplantae; Streptophyta; Magnoliopsida; Malpighiales; Linaceae
Source: the annotation of a GenBank genome assembly
UACCCAUUGCCAUCCCUAUUGCUCAUGCCCCUCCCCCAUCCCCAAUUCCCAUAUUCCUCAUCUCCCCCACCACUCUCUCUAUAUAACCAAAAGUCACUCCCUACCUUUCCCUCUCCCUUCUCCCCAACUCUCUCUCUCUCUCUCUAGAAUUCAUCAAUCACCAAACACUCCCUGAGCCAAAUAGAAAAAAGAAAGAACUCAGUACAGAUCCCACAGUCCCCAAAAGAAAGUAGUUAACUAACUAACUCCUUCCCUUCUCCUCCUCUUCUUCUUCCUCUUCUUCAAGAAGAAAACUUCUCCCAUCUCAAUGCCAUCUUUCUCCAUCUCCUUCCUCUGAAAUCCCUCCAAAGCUCCACUCUUUCUUCCCUCCCCUCGAAAACCCACCUCUCAAUUUCCACCCAAAAAGAGGAAUUCUUCUUCUUCUUCUUCUUUCAUUUCAAUGCCGUCUCCCCUCUUCUUCCUCUGAAAAACCUUCAAAGGUCCAAACUUUCAUCCCUCCCCAACAAAACCCACAUCCCAAAACACCGACGCCGCCAUGAUCACAUGGAAGGACCUCUACAGCGUGAUGACGGCGGUGGUCCCUCUCUACGUCGCCAUGAUCCUCGCCUACGGCUCCGUCCGGUGGUGGAAGAUCUUCACGCCGGACCAAUGCUCCGGGAUCAACCGCUUCGUCGCCAUCUUCGCCGUCCCUCUGCUCUCCUUCCACUUCAUCUCCACCAACGACCCUUACGCCAUGAACCUCCGAUUCAUCGCCGCCGACACCCUGCAAAAAAUCAUCAUGCUCUUCGCCCUCGGAAUCUGGACCAACGUCACCAAAUCCGGCAGCCUCGAGUGGAUGAUUACCAUUUUCUCCCUCUCCACUCUGCCCAACACCUUGGUGAUGGGAAUCCCUCUGUUAAUUGCCAUGUACGGACCUUACUCGGGGAGCUUGAUGGUCCAAGUCGUCGUCUUGCAGUGUAUAAUCUGGUACACUCUGCUUUUGUUCCUGUUCGAGUACAGGGGAGCCAAGAUUUUGAUCAUGGAGCAGUUCCCCGAAACGGCGGCUUCGAUCGUGUCGUUUAAAGUCGACUCCGACGUCGUUUCGCUCGACGGGCGGGAGUUUCUCGAGACGGACGCCGAGAUUGGGGACGACGGGAAGCUUCACGUUAAAGUGAGGAAGUCGAAUGUCUCGAGGCGGUCGGUUUCCGGGUUGGGACUCGGAGUCGGGUCGUUUUCCGGGUUGACUCCUCGCCCGUCGAAUUUGACCGGCGCCGAGAUUUACAGCAUGAGCUCGUCGCGGAAUCCGACUCCCCGGGGUUCGAAUUUCAAUCCGGCGGAUUUCUACUCGAUGAUGGGGGUUCAGGGAUUCGGGUCGGGUCAGGGCCCGAGGGUUUCGAAUUUCGGGGCGGCGGAUUUGUACUCUGUUCAGUCCUCCCGCGGCCCGACUCCCCGGCCGUCCAAUUUCGAGGAGAAUUGCGCUAACACGGCCGCCACCGGAGUUUCUCCGAGGUUUGGGUACUACCCUGCUCCGAACCCAGAAUUCUCUUCCGUCGCGGCCGCCGCAGCUCCGGCGAAGGUCGCCAAGAGCAAUCCUCCAAUGGGAGCAGGGGCGACAUUGCAGCCGAGUAGUAACAAUGGUGGCAGCGGAAAAUCGAAUCACGACGCCAAGGAGCUUCAUAUGUUCGUCUGGAGCUCGAGCAAUUCUCCGGUGUCGGAAGCCGCCGCCGGCGGCGGCGGACUCCACGUUCUCGGGGGAUCGACUGAGUCCGAACAGGGUGCCAAAGAAAUCAGGAUGCUCGUUUCCGAUCAUCCGCAGAACGGAGAAACAACUAAAGGGGAGUUCCCCGGCGGCGAGGAUUUCAGCUUCGCCUUCAAGGAAGGGGAAGACGAGAAGGAUAAAGAAUUGGGAGAACAGCUGAUGGGGCUGAACAAGAUGGGAUCGGCGGAGAUGAACCCGAAAGCGGCGGCGGCAGCAGCCGCCGGAGGAGGAGACGCCGGCAUGGGGAGGAACAGGCAAAUGCCGCCGGCGAGCGUGAUGACGCGGCUGAUUCUGAUCAUGUAUAUCGCUGCCUUGCCACAAGGGAUUGUACCAUUCGUCUUUGCCAAGGAAUACAACGUUCACCCUGCAAUUCUCAGCACCGCGUAA